Symbiodinium sp. CCMP2456 is the source of this 2673-nucleotide messenger RNA. NCBI's taxonomy places the organism in Eukaryota, Dinophyceae, Suessiales, Symbiodiniaceae. The record is from the annotation of a GenBank genome assembly.
AUGGCUCUGACUUCGUCUGAGGAUGCAAAUUUACAGCAUCCUCGCGUGCAUUCUGCUGAUUCGUCGGGGUCAUUGCUUGUCGUUAUGAAGGUGCAACUGAUCGACAUUGCUAUGCUCGUCAAGAAGUGGUCGUGGCUGGUACACCAGGCCCGAAGCCAAUUAGCUGAGCAUGCGAGGGAGAUGGUGUACUGGGGCUAUCUUGACUUUCAGUUGGGACACGCUGUGACGGUGGUGGAGACUUUGGUGAACAUGCUGGACAUCUGGAGACGGCUGCUAUGUCUGCGGUCCUGCGGCCGCCAUGGCAAGAAUCCAUUCCAUCAGUUGUUGGAGCAGGGCGUGAUAAUGGCUGGGCCGACAGUCGCAUUUUGGAUGUUGGAUUGCUUCUGGAUGAUGGAGAACACAGCCAAGAAAGCCUGCCGACGUCACAUCAACAUUGCUGCACAUUCACAGGACAGUGCUUCGGUGCCUCCGUGCUGGGAGGAAGUGCUUCCGAUGCCGGGGCCGCGAAGCGCUGCGGAGGAGACGGAGACGGCCGAGGUUUCCGAAACGGCGCUGGAGGAACGAGGCGAUGACAGCUUCGACAGCCGCGACAGCCGCGCCCGGCUGGGCCAAGACAUGGCAGCUUUUCGAGGCCGCCCUGGCUCGGACCAGCGAUGUACGGAACGGCCGAGCGAAGCUGCAGGGCAGACGGCGCUGCCCCGGACGGAGGCUGCGGGGACCUCCGAGGAGCCUGGCCAAGGUGCCGGGGCGACGUGCACCGAAUCUGCGAAUGGCGUUCCCUUGCCAGCGGAUGCGGGGUCACCGGCAAGGUCAGAGCCCAAGCCGAAGCGCAAGAAGCGGAGGCUCUUCGACAUACCACCGGAGGAGGUGCCGCCAACCGAGCCUGUGGGGCUGCCCUCUGAUUGGCUUCCCGCCGUGGUCACGCCAGGCCCCAGCUGCGAGCUCGAUCCACUACUGGAUGCGGCCUCCUCCCUUCGGAGGAGCUCCGUGGCCGAGGUGAUGGCCUUCUGCCUGGAGCAUGCAGCCCAGGCCUCGAGCCUGGCGCCGCGCCUGGUCUCGAGGUGUUUGCAGGCCCGUGGCCCCCUUGGCCCCGCCGACACGGCGUGCCUUUUCUGCGUGUCCGAUGUCUUGCACAACACGGCCUAUGCCCAUCGGUGCCCUGGGGCCAACGCCUACCGUGCAGCUUUCGAGGAUCUCCUGCCCCGAGUCUUCCACCGCCUCUAUAUGGGCCUCUUUGCGCUGCCCCGUGCAGCGCGGAGUCUUGAGGAAGCUCGAGUUAAGAAGCUGCUCCAGGCUUGGCGUGACGCGGAGUUCUACCCCACCAUCUACCUGGAUGGUCUCGAGGCGGCUGCCUUUGCGGGUGCUCUGGGAACUGACUUGGCGAUGGAGGCGCAGGGCAAGGAGCUGCGAAUGAAACUGGAGGCCUACGCGGCCCUGGAUCCCUUGGCAUUGGAGCGACGUUGUAGAAACAGAGGCCUUUGGACACACAGCGGAACCGACCAACUUCCACCUUCGAAGUCGACAUUGCUGCAAAGACUGCAGUGCUUUGAAGUCUAUUGGUCUGCCAGAGCUUCGGAUCCGAGCAAAGCCCGGACGACCGACGUAUCCGAACGCGAGCCGACGAAGGAGGUGAUGGACGACGACAUUGACGGCACACCUAUCCAGACCCCGCUUUUUGCCGAGCUGCAGCAGCAGCUGGUGCUCAGGAACCAGCCAGCAUCUGCGGGUGGUGCGAUAUCUGCAGCGAUGACUGGCUGGUCCUGGGCGGAAGGGGUCCUGCCCGAGCCAGCUCCCAUCAGCGAGAGCCCAGCACCCUUUCAAGGCUGCGUUGAUGAUGACCUGGAUGGCGAGCCAAUCGGUGUGCUGGAGCUCCAACAGUGGAGAGCCUCAAGAGCUGCCAAGCCCGCCACACCCGCGCCGGCGAUGCCGGAAGCAGUCCCCUGUUCGCUGCCGCCGCCGCCACCGCCGCCCAUUCCCCGACGGGUCCUGGAGGAGGGCGAGGCAUUGAACCUGGGAUUUGAUGACGCAGCCAUCGAGGCCUUGCUGUCUGCGUCGAAGGCCGCGGUGGUGCCAGCCUCACAGCCGCCAGCGCCGCCGCUGCCACGGCGAGCGCGACCGGAAAUGACGGCAGCGCCCAAGGUGCCGGAGGAGUACAAAGGCCGGCGGAUGGAGGCCCGCGACCCCUCGCCGCUAGCAAGGCGGAGGGAGCCUCUGGGUUCCAAGGAGCAGAGAAAGGAGUCCCGCGACCCUGGGUAUCGGGCGAGCCGCGAGGAAGUGCCCGGCCGAAAGGGCCGGCCGCCGACGCCCCCAAGACGGAGGGAUCGGCGCCAGGAGCGGUUAGAUGCUUCAGAUUCAAGGAACCCGUCGCGGCAGCGAGGCAAGGCGCCGCGGCGCAGAAGGCGUGAGGACAAAGGCUCCUCCACCCCAACUGCCCGAGUCCACCCAAGUCUCGCCGGCCUGAAGCCCCUGGACAAUGCCCAGUCCGCCGCCGCCGCUGCCGCAGCAGUGGCUGCAGCCGCCAAUGCUGCGGCUUUUCUCUCGGCAAGGUCUCGAGCUGUGGCGCCGCCACAGUCGGCCACGGAGCCAGGAUGCUUGCGCAAGGACACGGACAGCCCGGAGCCCGAUGCCGAGUUGGAUGGAGAUCCCUUGUCCAGCGGCGACGAGGAUUUCUGA